Messenger RNA from Periophthalmus magnuspinnatus, 4454 nucleotides. It is a transcript of the gene kif4, whose product is annotated as kinesin family member 4. Bases 244 to 3990 code for a protein of 1248 amino acids. NCBI's taxonomy places the organism in Eukaryota, Metazoa, Chordata, Actinopteri, Gobiiformes, Gobiidae. The record is from RefSeq and is a predicted model, not a curated record. The transcript is spliced from 31 exons. Gene Ontology annotation, molecular function: microtubule binding; microtubule motor activity; ATP binding. Gene Ontology annotation, biological process: microtubule-based movement; mitotic spindle organization.
GCCGCGAGGGACAAGGCGGAAGAGGGCGGAGCUUGUGUUUGAAAGUGGCGGGCAGCAAAACCUUUAUGUCUGCAGCUGGACUAAGUUUUUACUAAAGGAUUACACUGCACUUUUCUGCUGCUUUAUUGUAAUCGUUUUAUGAGCAGUCCACUACUUACGUUUACGCAAGUGUGUGGAAAUAUAUAUGCUCGUCUUGGAGAGAAGAAAACAGGGAGAUUACUGGUUACUGGUUAUUAGUUCAUCAUGACCAGUGAGGAUGCAAAGGUGAUCCCUGUCCGUGUAGCAUUGCGCAGUCGGCCUCUGGUGCCCAAAGAAAUCAAUGAAGGAUGUCAGUGCUGCCUCACCUUUGUUCCCGGAGAGCCCCAGGUCAUUGUUGGGACAGAAAAGGCGUUCACAUAUGAUUAUGUGUUCGAUCCAACUGUCGAGCAAGAAGAGGUUUUCAAAACAGCAGUGUCCUCGUUACUGUCUGGUCUUUUCAAAGGCUACCAUGCCACAGUCCUCGCCUAUGGGCAAACUGGAUCAGGGAAAACUUACUCCAUGGGAGGAACAUAUACAGCAGCUCAAGAGGGUGACCCGUCUGUUGGUGUGAUUCCUCGAGUUAUUCGAAAAAUCUUUGAAGAAAAGGAAAAUGCCACAGAGUGUGAAUUUUGCCUUGCUGUAUCUUAUCUUGAGAUCUAUAAUGAAGAGAUUCUUGACUUACUUUCAACAUCUAAAGACAAACCAGCUCUCAGCAUUCGAGAAGACCCCAAAGAUGGUAUUAAGAUCGUGGGCCUAACUGAGAGGCAGGUGAUGUCCGCUCAGGAGAUGGUAGGCUGCCUGGAGCAGGGGAACUCUUCUCGUACUGUGGGCUCUACCGCCAUGAAUGCUGCUUCUUCACGCUCUCAUGCCAUUUUCACAAUCACCCUGGAGCAACGCAGGGGAACAGAUAAGUCUGAUUCUGUAGUUUCCAAACUGCAUCUUGUGGAUCUGGCAGGUUCAGAGAGGCAAAAGAAAACAAAAGCAGAGGGGGAUCGUUUGAAAGAAGGCAUCAGCAUCAAUAAAGGCCUUUUGUCUUUGGGAAAUGUAAUCAGUGCUCUGGGCGAUGAAAGCAAGAAAAACACCUUUGUUCCUUACAGAGACUCAAAACUCACACGUCUGCUACAAGACUCUUUGGGAGGAAACAGUCACACACUGAUGGUCGCAUGUGUCAGCCCAGCAGACUCAAACAUGGAAGAAACCAUUAAUACAUUGCGAUAUGCCGACAGAGCUCGUAAGAUCAAAAACAAACCAAUCAUCAACAUUGACCCCAGAGCAGCUGAGAUGAAUCGUCUCAAGAAGCAGGUCCAAGAACUGCAGGUGAUGCUACUUCAUGCCCGUGGAGGAGUAGCACCGGUGUUGUCUGGGGUGGAGUCCACCGAGAAAGUCACCAAGCUCUUAGAAAGAAACCGCACUCUGCAGGACGAGAACAAUAAGCUGAGCCGUGAGCUGAGCGAGGCAGCCGGACAAACCGCUCUCAUGUUUGAGAAGAUCAUUAUGACAGAACAAACAAAUGAAAAACUGCUGAGCAAACUAGAACAACUGCGGCAGCAUGAAGCAUGUGCUGUAGAUCUGAAGAAGCUGCUGGUCAACCUGGAAGACCAGGAGCUGAAGGAGAAUGUGGAAAUAAUGAAAAACCUACAAGACAUCAUACUGGAAUUAAAGACUGAAAGUGCAGGGAUCGCUGCUUCUAUUGAUGCUAUGGCAACAGAGGAUCUACAGGAGACAUCAACAAAUGGGAGCCAAAACUUUGCAAAUGCUUCCCCAGCUGAUACUGCAGCCAGUGCUGGUAAAGAAUCCCCAGAGGCCUAUACCACCCAUCAUGCAUUGCGGCAGGCCCAGCUAUCAAAGGAGCUGAUCGAACUUAACAAGGUGUUGAGUUUAAAGGAAGCCUUUGUGAAGAAAAUGUGCCAGAAUGACAGUCAGCUGGAGCCAAUGCAGUCAGAGCACCAGAAAAAUGUUCAGGAACUACAAACAGCUGUGGACUGUCUGCAAAAGGAGAAGGAGGACCUUGUUUUGGCUCUACAGUGUGCAAAGAAAGACACAAGCCAGGCCAAACUUAGUGAACAGCGCAGAAAAAGGCUGCAGGAGCUGGAAGGGCAACUUGGAGAAAUGAAGAAAAAACUCUUGGAACAGUCAAAACUUCUAAAACUUAAAGAAUCCUCUGUCCAGAAAGUCAGCAAGCUCAUGCAGGAGAUCCAGGCAAUGAAGACUCAGCGUACACAGCUCAUGAGACAAAUGAGAGAUGACUCUGAGAAAUUCAGGCUUUGGAAGAGCAAAAAGGACAGAGAAGUGAUUCAGCUUAAAGAAAAAGAUCGCAAGCGGCAGUAUGAGUUGCUCAAACUUGAAAGGGAUUUUGAGAAACAGGCUAAUGUCUUACGCCGCAAAACCGAAGAGGCUGCAGCUGCAAAUAAGCGCUUAAAGGAUGCUCUGAUGAAAAGAAGCGAAGUGACAGAUAAACGCAAAGAUGUGCAGAGCAAAGGCAUGGAGAGUGCUGCUGCUCGAGUGAAGGCCUGGCUGUUCAAUGAAGUGGAGGUGAUGGUGAGCACAGAGGAGGCACGGCGUCACCUGAACGACCUGCUGGAGGACAGGAAGGUUCUCGCUCAGGACAUUAACCAUCUCAAGGAGCAAAUCGAGGCUGGAGGCAGACCUGCCUCUAAAAUCAGGCGUCGGACCCUAAUCAUCUCUGAGCUGGAAACACAGGGGGCACUAGAGACCCCUCUGAGCAAACAAGUGGAAAACCUGGAGACUGAGAUGAGCCUCAGAAAUGCCCAGAUCGCCGACCUUCAGCAGAAAGUUCUGGUGGCCGACACUGAUGGGCGCUGGAAACAACGCAUUGACAGCAUCACAAGCAUUGUUGAGGCCAAGUGCGCCCUCAAGGUCCUCAUGUCGGAGCUGGUGAGCACUAAAACGGCUUGUGCUAAGCUGGAGAGUGAUCUGAAACAAGAGAAGGGAAAUGCCCAGGACCUGCGAAAGAUGCUCGCUGAAGAGAGGAACGUGAUGUCCACUAUGGACAUGGAGCACCAACAGCAGCUGGUUGAACUGGAGGAAAGACACCAGGAGAAGGUCCACUAUUUUCUUACACAACUUCAAAACAAAUCUAUUUGUGCCGAACCUGAGAAACCAGUGCCCAAAGGGGAGAGUUCAAGGGAGAAGGACCUUCUAGAGCGGCUUCAGGCCCAGGAAGAAGAGAUCGCCAGGCUACGGGAAUUAAAUGAACAGAAAAAGUCUCUUGUGGAGCAGAAUGAGCAUUUCAAACAGAAAUUUGCACUCCUUCAGCUGGCAAGUGGCAAGAAGAUUCUUGCGCCAGCAGCUCUCAAUGAACAAAUGUCUGAGGAUUCAUUUGAGUACAUCCCCCCAAAGCCUAAAGGGAAGCGCUUCACCACAGCAAAGGCACCAGUAAAUACAACUAUCACUGUGGAGGAGUUAAUGUCUCCCAGUGAGGAAGAGGAGGAGGCUGAGGAGGAACCUGAAGAGUGGCUUCCAAAAAAGAAUGAAAAGGGACGUACUAGCUCCAGGAAAUCGAAAACCACUGGGUGCUCCUGCAAAGGUCGUUGCAGUAACAAACUGUGCAGGUGCCGCAAGGGAAAGAUGGCGUGUGGAGAGAACUGCCAGUGUGAUCACGAAAAGUGUCGUAACAUGGAGAACAAUGGGUCUGCCACUAAAGAUUCAAGUCAGACUGAGAAUGUGUCGAGGGAAGGAGCUGUAUCUCCUCGAGACACAGGGAGCCCUGACAACACCACCUUCUUCAAACCGCCCACCUGUACACCAACCAAGAAGGUGCUUAAAGAAAUUGGAGAUAUGGGGCACGAUACCGAAGACCUGCUGAAACGAACCAUAAUGAUAGAGCAGGAGGACGAAGAAGAAGAGGAUGAGCGGACGACUGUCAGCUUCCUCAAGAAAAAGAAGAAGAUCCUAACAAGUUUCCAGAACAGUUUCUUCGCUGGUUGCACUCCGAUCAGGGAAGAAUCUUAACCAGCACUAUGUGGCUUUUAAUGUGUCUUGUCUGAUUUUAUGUAGAUUAUGUUCGAUUAUUUGUACUGUAAUUUUAAUGUAGCUCUUGAUUGUAAACUGCUAGAGGUUAUAAAGGGUGAGUAGCAUUACUUACUAAAUAUAAUCAACUAAAAUCUUGUACAUAAUGUAUUGGUUUAAAUAUUACUUAUGAUUCUUCUUGCUGUCAGACUAAACACAUUUUAACAUUGAUCAACAGUUCAUCAUUGAAAUAAUACAAGAAACCUUAACAGACAGUGAUUGGAGUGUGACUUUAGUGCUUCUUGGAGUUUAAUAAAGUCUUUCAGUCAAAUGUUUUUUUUAUCAGUAUCUGCACCAGAUCCAUUUAGUUUGUUUUUAUUUAUUUUUAAUAAUUCCUCUUGUUUUUACUGUUUCUUUGUGGGAGUUCAACUGUAGAAGGUCAAUAACAUGAAAUUAAAACAAGGCUU